CCCUAAUAAUCAAGUGGUUCCAUUCAUGGUUGCAUUGUAUUUUGUUCUAUUACUUCGAAGCCUCUACAGAUGGUUAUUUCGAAGAAGAGUCUUUAAUUGUUGUGACAUGAUAAAGAGUCUUUACUUGUUGUGACAUGGUAAUGGUCGACUGCUCCACGUUUUUCGAACAAAAGCGUCAUGCAAAUUGGCGGAGAUGGUUAUUGUUCACAUGUAAUACCUCACUGGUGCCUUCUAAGCGGCUCAUUCACUCCUACAUUAUGUAUACCGUUAAUUUGUUAUUGUAAUGAUACCGAACUCCAUCGGUAGAAGUGGUAGGUAUUACAAUCUGGCGAGGAUUUUAUAUAUGCUACGUGGACAGAAAUUGUAAUAUAUGAUAAGCCCGAACUUAUGAUAAAUCUAGCAUCGAGUUACAAGGUUUGUAUAUAACGCGUUCUACUGGCAGACUGGGUAUCCCCAGGGAAAAAAACUCCUAUAACUAGUGAAACCUGAAUAUUCAUGUUUUUUUAUUCAACUUUUUUAGGAAAAAAAAAAAUCAUUGUUCGAGUUGACUUAAUGAAUGUUAGAACUUUGCAUUCAUAUAACUCCCUUCUUUAGGUGUUUAGCAAUUUAAAGUACGUAAAUAUGAAACUCUCAAAAUUAUUAAGUAAAAUCUGCUUGAGAAACACCAACUAGCGUACGUGGUAUUGUUGACCAAUCAACGUUAUCAUAGUAGUCACGUGAGCACACAAUGCAUGCUGGGUUAACACUUGGUCUGCCAUUUUGUCUCAUCCCGGCGAUUCCUUCGCUCAUUGUCGUUUCGUUAGCUGUAAACUAAAAGGAACCACCAACAGGCUCAAAUAUCAGAGAACUACACCAGUUUCCAGGGCCCUUCGGCGCUCGUGGGCUCUCAAGCUAAUCCUUACAUGGUCGGCUGUACAAACCCCUACGUUUAUCAGCUGCCUGACGGUACAAUCGUGGACAUGGCAACGAAACGUAUUUACAAACGGCCUCCACAAACGACCAGACACUUUAACGGCAUCCUGGUAAAAUCGCUUCCACCAUCACCACCCCCCGAGAAGAACCCAUUUCCUCACAGUACGUGUGCUGUGGUCCCGGUCAUUGAUCUGACCAAAGACGAUAGCGACGAAGAAACGGUAGAUACAUUUCCGAAAAUUGUAUCCGCUUUCAGCUUAGCGUCUGAAUACGCGCCGUUAUCUAUUAAGGAUGCCUCGGAAAUACUAAGUAAGGAGAAUGACGCAUACCCUGGUGGUUUUAUCGACUUGACUGAGACUUCUGUUAUGUGGAGUACAUGUGACGUCAGCAUGAGAAGUGACGUCAUGGGUGACGUGACGAACCUUCCAAGCUGCGUGAGUAACAACCCGGCUAAAGUUUUAUUCGACAAGAGUCUCAUUUUGGGCGAACACAAAAGGCAAGUUUAUUCUCUGAAUGAGAAGACUACAACUGAUAUUUGUCGCCCGAGAGGACAUCAAGCACCUGUACCAGAACCGCAAGAAAAGUCUGUUAGCAAGAGAAAAUCUAAGCAUGAAAUUCGUAAAGAUUUCUCUGAACAAUCGCCUCUAAAAGAUGGGGCAAAGAAGGAGAGCCAGCCACUUGAGGGCGUGGCAAUACCUUGUGCUGGGGAGAGUGAAGGGACACCUUGGUCUUUCCGCAUCACAUCUCCCGUACUCACUUCAAGGCAGGCGAAAAUCGAGAAUCUAAAAAGAGAGCUGUCAAAGCAUGAGAAAACUGUUGAGAAAUUAAGGGGUGAAAAGCGUAAAGAUGUACAAAAAACAUCACCGCUACAAAAGCAGAACACUAUAGAAAAGCUUCGAGCAAGAAAGCGAAGUGCAAGAAAGCGCACUGUAAGGACCCUCGUCAUCAAAAUUGAUGAUUUAAAAAGCUUCUUGCCAUCUAUUGCAGACGGUAAAAAUAAAUUUCGAGUAGGUUUGUCGAAAGACGGCAGAACUACUGCGGAUGGUGUACCUUUGGUUAAACGCAGACGCAACUUGCAGCUUAGUCGACACACUCCCGUUAACACCUACCCAAGCUACGUUGUAUUUGAGAAUUUACCAAAGUAUAAAGGCAAGAAACUUAAGUCAGCAGAACGCGUGAAAAGGUGCGAUUCGCCCAAGCCUUCUCCGAGCAGCAGUGACAAUGAGGACGCAGACGCGACGUUUAAUCGCUCGCGCAAACGCGCGCGUCCCGCAAAGCGCAAUCGCGGGAGAAAUGUUUCUAUUGGUCGAGAGUUCUUUAGCGUCCCUGUAAUACCGAAGGACCUGUGGCACAAAGAACUUGAGAAGGUCGAGGAGACCAUAGCUGAUGUUAGUAAGACGCUCAAUCAAGACUCAUUCUUACUGUGUCUAGGUUUAAAGAAGAGUUAACUCCAUCUAUAGUUUUUUUAAUUUCCAGGACUUCGUUGGUCUAUUUUGAGGACUUUUUAAAAAUUUUUUUUACUAAGGUACAGAUUGUCACAUUGCAAAGCUAUUUAUUUCAAUAAUAAUCAAAAUUAAAAAGGUAUAUCAUAUAUAUAUGAAUAUGGUAUGCAUCGUUAAGGUACAUUACUUACUGUAAUGCAUAUACGUCAAGAUGGACAUUAUUUGUCGUAAAUACACCGUGUUUAAAAGUUA
Nematostella vectensis (starlet sea anemone) is the source of this 2606-nucleotide messenger RNA. RefSeq lists its product as uncharacterized. The record is from RefSeq and is a predicted model, not a curated record. NCBI's taxonomy places the organism in Eukaryota, Metazoa, Cnidaria, Anthozoa, Actiniaria, Edwardsiidae. The transcript is spliced from 2 exons. The coding region runs from base 903 to 2360 and encodes 485 amino acids.